This is a messenger RNA of Theileria equi strain WA, 1506 nucleotides long. RefSeq lists its product as hypothetical. The coding region runs from base 1 to 1506 and encodes 501 amino acids. The record is from RefSeq and is a predicted model, not a curated record. Lineage: Eukaryota; Apicomplexa; Aconoidasida; Piroplasmida; Theileriidae. The transcript has a single exon.
AUGUCAUCACAACCUCUGGUCGAAAUGAGUGAGGAAAAGAAGGGGGAUGAGAACAAUGGCUUGAAGAAUGCCGCGGCAUACUUUUCAGGCUUUGCCAUAUACCUGUUUUCGCACUUUUCCAUAUCUGCUGGUAACUUUGCAGCCUCAAGGUUUCGAAUUCCGUCCAGUCUUGUUGGUCUCUACAUCAAUAGGUUCAUCAUCUCGUACAGGAUAUCAACCUUUGCAGGGAACACAUUGAUGACCAUUUAUGACAUUGGUGUAGGAAAACAUAUGGAUAAGGUUUCUACAGUGUUACGUUGGUCAGAUGCAAUGACAUAUGUCCUUGCCUUGUUUAUAUUCUGGAUGGGUGGUGAACAGGGUUACAUUACGUUUUAUUACUGGUUUACAGUUACCGUAGGAUUAUUGAAUGGUCUGUCUUUUGUAAGUAACAUAAAGGUUGGAUCCAAACAAAUGUCUUAUUUUCUUGUUUCUUUUCCUACGUCUGGUAUUUUUGUGUCCUUGUUUCACAUUAUAUUUCUGGAGAUAUUUAACCGUUUCAGACUAUCCAAUACAUACUAUUGGUUAAUUGUAUGGCAAAAGAUACUCUCAAUAGUUAUAGCUGUUGUUUCUGCAAUUCUUUGGUCCGCAGCGUAUAAUGGUACUGCUACUACCCCUGGCGGAGGCGGGGGUGUGGGUGAUGGCGGUGAAGACAAACUUAAACUGAGUGGAGCAUUGUCACCAAUCCUCAUGAUUGCAUUAGGAUACAGUCUCCAAAAUGCCUUUUACCCUGCCGUUGCACCUUACAAGCUUAUCGGAGCUGAAAGAGGGUAUAAAAUUGGGAUGGCAGUUUUAAUCAUCAGUGCCAUACCACCUCUCACAAUAGUGGCUUUAAAAAAAUGUAGUAUAUCUCCCAGUACGAAAUGGACUGGAGGCGACCAAUAUUGGCAUUGUGCAUGGGUUUUUUUCGUUGUGGAGAUAACAUGUGCACUCUUAUUCCUCAUAGGUCUGCAUUAUCCCUACUGCUCUAUAUCACACCAGUUGAGAAACAACAUCUGGGUUCUUGCUGUUUUUACUAUAUCAUAUGAUUUAUCAGCACAAGUAUUGAGAGUUGUAGGAUCUAACGGAGCGAGUUGGCAGGCAGAACAAAGAAAGAAUAACUCAAAGGUGGACACAUUUGCAACCUGCCUUUACUCCUUCACACAGGUCGUUUUCGCCUUCAUGGGCGAUGGAUACCUCAGGGUAUAUUCACAGUAUGAAAGUGACCUGAAUAGCUGGCCUACAGAACACUAUGGCAGACUCAGAUCCUUUUGGUUCUGGUACUGGAAUACUACAAAAGUAGCAUGCAAAGCCAUGAAAAGCGCUUUUACUAGAAAUGUUAGAGCUGAGAUUCAGACUAACAAGGAGUUUCUCUUUAUUGUUUAUGAAGAUGCUCCACCUGAGGGUGAUCCCUUCUUUGACCUUCCAUUUAUCAAGAAGAAAUCCUCUAAAGAUAAUUGCAGAUUAGAGAGGACAUACAUUUUUCACUAA